GUCCGCCAGUCCGCUUUCACGCAACCACGACGCACAACGUGUUAACACGCUGCGUAUUGAACUAAACACAGUGUGCCUUAGUUAACACUUAAACAAAGUUACAGGAAGUGUGAGUGAUUAGUUCAAGUGCACCGACAACGAGUUUUCUUAAAUUGUGAAAUUACUGUUCUUGUUUUAAUUGUUCUUUUGUUGGAAACGAUAUCUUCUAUGGUCCAAGAGUUCCCUGAACCAACGCCGUCCAUCACGGCUUUAAAUUAAACAAAUAGCGAGCAUGAGUUUAUGAGGGUAGCGACAGGCGGCGACAUGGCGCGGCGGGGCGCGUGCGCGGUACUGGCGCUCGCGCUGCUCUGUCCCCUCGCGCACGGCCGGCACGACGACGACUUCGCCUUCGACAACAACGAUGACUCGCAGGUGGACAUCUCAGAUAACCAAACACCACAGUCAAACGGCCUAAAGAGGUUAUGGGGUGUCCCGGACACGGCGGCCUACGUGGGACACCUGUUCCGCAUGGAAAUACCUAAAGAAGCAUUCUCCGGAGAUGUCCAUACGUACAAAGUACGCAGCGACCACGGGCGGCUGCCGGGCUGGCUGGCAGUAGACUCCAAGCACGGGCUCAUCAGCGGCAUCCCUCAGGCGGAGGACCUCGGGGCCCACUCCUUCACCGUCACCGCCCACGGCCGGGCGCCGGGUGUGAGCGCCAGUGAUACCUUCACUGUUGAGGUGAAGAAAUCGGAAGACAAGCCCCAGUCCAAGUACGGCACGUGCAGCCCCGGGCAGAGCCGGCUCGUGCUGGUGCUCCUCGUGGACGCCAACUUCCACCAGCUGCCGCCGCGCCAGCGCAUCCGCUCGCUCAUGGACCUCGCCAGCUUCAUGGCUCUUGACGGGGACGAGUUCUCGAUCGCACCUCUAAAGGCUGACUCUCUGAAAGACAACACCGUUCUCAUGAGUGGACCAGGACUGACCACCAAGAGGAAAGGAUCCUCUACUACUGCCAUUUACUUGAACGUGGGUUGCGGCGACAAGCUCUGGCCCCGCCACAAGGUGCUAGUGAGCGGUGUCCGCGAGCAGUGUCGCGACGGCACCAUCGCGCAGCUCACGCGGCUGCCGGUGCUCGGCUGGAGGCUCGUCACUGUGCGCGCGCCGCCACGACUGCUGAAGAGACAGUUGCCAGUAACAAGCGAGGGCUCCGGCUGGGACGACUACGCUGAUGGUGAAGACGACGGCGACUACAGCGGCUACGGUGACGAUGAAGACGACUACGGCAAGGCGGACUUCAGCCCGGUCGAUGACCCCGAUGACAAGGUCCGUAUCGAGCCGUUCGCUUCAGAGACGAACAACUUUGGCUCAUCGCAGAGCCCGCCUGUCAACCCUCGAGUACUCAUUGUGCCAGAUGAAACCCCGACGUCUACGGAACAGGAGACGCAAACAGUAAUAAUACGCGCGUCCAACGAAAUACCGACCUCGCCUUCGCCGCCUACCGUCGCUUCACCGCCACCCACCGAGCCUACAACCCAGCCCACCACCGUCGUCACUACGCCGGCGACUGUCCCGACGACGCCGACGACAAUAGCGCCACUGACGUUGCCGCCGACGACGCAAGCGACAACGCUGCCGCCACCGCCGCCGCCUCCGCCGACCACCACAGACCAGCCGGAAACUACUUUACCGGAAGUCACCACGCAGGAAACGGAGGUAUUCACGGAGCGCACCAGCCCGAUCUCCGGUCAAACCACGGAGACGGUGACCCUCACCUCGUUCCCGCUGCCGAGCGCCGCCGCCAACCAGCCGCCCUCGCUCAAGCACCACAUGAAGAAGCUCGCCAUCACCGCCGGGAAGGCUUUCAGAUACAUAAUCCCAGCGGACCUGUUCACGGACCCCGAGGACGGCAGCUCUCUCUCCUUCACGAUGUUCGAGGCAGACAGCGCGCCGCUCAGCAACCACUCCUGGAUACAGUUCAUGCCGGACAAGCGAGAGGUCUACGGACUGCCGCUAGAAUCCCACGUGUCGCGUUGGAACUUCAUUGUAGAAGCCAAAGACAGCGAAGGUGAAGUAGCUCGCGGCCCUCUAGACAUCACCGUGCAACAACACAAGGGCGCUCGCACGAUCAACCACCAAUUCAUCAUACAGUUCAAACUGAACAAGACUUUCCAACACUCGAUAGACUGGCAGAUCAGCGCGCUAGAAGGCCUGGUCAACCUAUUCAGAGACACGGAUAUGGAUCAUUUGACUGUGUUAAAUGCGACCCAGGCCGGUGAUCUUUGCGAGUUUGUUUGGACGAACGACACGCUUCCGAAAGAUCCGGGGUGCCCGAUGGACGAUAUUAAUAGGCUGAUGAAGAUAAUGGAGUCCGACACAGACGUAGGAUCGCCAUCAGCUGGUCUCACCCGCGCCAUGACGCCUGAUCUCAAAGUAAGCCGCGUAUGGUGGCGCGGCCUUGGCGCGUGUGAAUCUGCGGCGGCGCCCCCGCCCCCCGCGCCCCCCGCGCCCGCGCCCGAGUCCUACCCCCCCGUCACCCGCAACCAGGUCGACCACCUCACCGCGACCGUCGGACAUCUGCUCGUUUAUAAAGUGCCUGAGGACACAUUCUACGACCCCGAGGACGGCAACACGCGGCGGCUGCGGCUGUCGCUCCGCUACAGCGACCGCUCGGAGCUGCCGCGCGCCCACUGGCUGCAGUUCGACGCCAACAACCAGGAGUUCUACGGACUGCCCGCCGGCAGCGAUGUGGGGAGCACGCAGUAUCAACUGGUGGCCGAAGACAGCACAAAGAAGAGUGCGUACGACAGCCUCAUAGUAGAAGUGGUGAAAGCGCCCAAGAUCAGUCCUCCAGUCGAGUUCCAGAUGACGAUGGACUACCCCUUCCCCAUGCUCGCCUAUAACGCCAAUACUAAGAGGAAGGUGGUCGAGAAACUAGCGCAAUUGUUCGGACAGACGGAUACUGAGUCUAUAAGGAUACAGAAUAUUACGGAUAAUCCUACUACUAUUAUUUGGUACAACACUAGCCUCCCAAUGGACAGGUGCCCGACGCCAGAAAUCGAAGAGCUACGCAAGAUGAUAAUCGUAGACGAGCGGAACAUACACGAAAACGUCGACCAAGUCUUCGACAAAGACUUCAAAGUCAUGUCCAUAAGACUGAUUAUGCUGGGCCUGUGCGCUGAACAGAAUACGAAGGUGGUGAAACAGAUGCCGCCUCCCUCUGGCACGAGCAAAACGCUGCAGAAGAAGGGAGAAGACGGUGGUUAUACCGAGUACUUGGUCACGUUCAUAAUACCAAUAAUUGUGGUUGUGUGUAUGAUUCUGGUGGCCGGGGUGGUCGCCUGCGUACUUUACAGGAGACGGAAGACUGGUAAAAUGAGCGUCGGCGACGAGGAAGAGCGGCAAGCGUUCCGCUCCAAGGGAAUCCCCGUGAUCUUCCAAGACGAGCUCGAAGACCAAGCCGGGACCGAGCCGCUGCACAAGAGCCCAGUGAUCAUGCGAGAGGAGAAACCUCCCUUACUACCGCCAGCACCAGACUACAGGAACUCCGCCCCCUACCGGCCCCCGCCCCCCGUCGCGCCCACCUCAACCCCGCCCCGCCCUAAGGCCACGCCCACUUACAGAAAACCACCCCCGUAUGUGCCCCCUUAAUUGGGUGUGAAAGUGGCUUAGCAGCGUACUCUAUGGUAAUAUUGCUUGUAAUCAGCAGCGGAAGAUCUUUACCGGAAAUAUGUCACCAAUGUUGGAGCUUAACUUGACUGCGAUGUCAAGGUUUGUAAUGAGAUAUUUUCUCAAAUGUGACUAGGAUAGUGCGGCACUGUAAUGUUUUAAGUCGAGUUUAGUUAUUACGUAUUAAAUAUCCGGUUUUGUAUCUGUUCAACUACAGCAAUCUGCUCACUAGUCUACAACGCAAUAUUGCCAAUAAUUCGUUUUAGUUUUCUGGACUUAUAAUCUUUAAUUGGCUAUGAGGUAGGGUGCUUUGGAAGUGUAAAAAAUACGAGCCUUUUUUCGAAUCAAUUUAAUUUUAUUAUCGGAAAAAUGCAUUUAAUUAAAAUUACGAUACAGUAAGUAAGUUAACCUCAUAAUAAGGAAUUGUCCGAGUUGUCGUGAGUACGAAUUUCACGUUUUUACUAUACUUAUAUCGUCACGAGUUACUAUAAUAAUCAUGUGUACAUUGUUGAUGCGUAUUUGUUUCGAUUAAAACUGUCGACACAAUGACGUAAGUAAGAGCGUUAUUGUCGACGUAGUGACAUUAGCUCGUAGGGUAAGCGACAUUAUAACGUUUAUUUGCUAAAAUCAAAAUGCAAUUAGGUAAAUAUUACAAAUCUACACACAGGUGACCUAAUCUGGAUUGCGAGUCCAAUUUAAUAUUCUAUAAAGAACCUACCUGUGGAACCAUUUAUAAAUAACAUAAUAAUAACCGUAACUUAUUUGGUAAAUACCAACAGCAGUGGAUGGAGUGGCUAUAACUGUGCCAUUAUUUAAUAAUUGUUAUUUAAUUAUGUAACUUAAAUUAAAACAUAUCGGAUACUAUGGUAAAACGUAUUAGCCUUUAGUGUAGUUCUUCCAUGAAUAACGAUUAGAUGUGCGACUGAGCAUAGACAUGUGAAAAUAUUUCGUACUUACUCGGUGUUGCGAUUUGGACUUUAAAUCAAGGGUAUUUAGAUCAAUUAGCUAAAAUAUCAAAGACAAUUAUCAAAUAUGACUGUCUCAUCUAUAAAACUGCCACUUUAGAUUUUUCUUUUCUGUAUCUAUUUGAAUUUAGCUAAUUGGUUUAAUGGUAUCUUUAAUAUUAUAAAUAUAUAAUCGAAUGUAACUUAUGUUGCGGCGACAUCGACUCGUCUUACGAAUUAACUGUAUUAAACGUUGGUGAAUACUGUUUACAGUGAUUGGUUUGCAUUUUGCCGGUGUGUACACUAUAAUUACAAAUAACAAUUAUACAACUGACUCUAGAUCUAGGCUAACGUAUAGAUAUUUUUAAGAAUGAAAUAUCAUUUUGUACUUGUCUAAUUAUUACCAUAGGGAGUAAGGUUAACACUGUGUAGCUAUAGGACUAAACGAAAUGAGCUAAGUAUAUAAAUUUUCCUUUGGAUGUAUUUUUUUCUAUAUACUCAUUUAGAGUUUGCAUUUAUAGAUCUUUUUAGUAUAUAAUUAUUAUGUACUAUACACUUUUAAAAACGGCCUCUAUAUCUUUUGUUUAUUCUUCUUGAAUACUUUACAUAUUGUUUUUUAUUAUUAUUGUAUUGGGUGUACUUAAAUGUCCAUUGACUAUAAAAAAUAACCGGACCAUUUAUAUUCCAUUUGGAGGCUUCUGUGGCAACUAUUAUUUAUGUCUCAUUAACGCACAUAAUUAUGAUGUAAUUAAUGAGCUUUUUUAUUUUUAAAUGGAUAAAUAAAAUGUUUUAGCGAA
Molecule: messenger RNA, 5386 nt
Organism: Plutella xylostella (diamondback moth)
Lineage: Eukaryota; Metazoa; Arthropoda; Insecta; Lepidoptera; Plutellidae
Source: RefSeq, a predicted model, not a curated record